Molecule: messenger RNA, 1845 nt
Organism: Peniophora sp. CBMAI 1063
Lineage: Eukaryota; Fungi; Basidiomycota; Agaricomycetes; Russulales; Peniophoraceae
Source: the annotation of a GenBank genome assembly
AUGGGUCAUAAACACGAAGCCAGUCAUGGACAUGGCAGGCCACACCACGAUGAGUUGACGGCGACUGUGUUAUCUGUAGUCGAAUCGCUCCCACAGCAUCGGAAGGCUGCGUUACUCCUUGAGCACUCGCUUGCAUUGAUCCAAACUGGACGGUACGGGCAUGAAGUUGAGGCGUACCUCGAUGUGUACAUGCGCACGCCGGGUUUACCUGAAGACGACAUCGCGAAGGCUCUACUUGCGCGCGGCAAGGCGAGAAAGGAUGCUGCCCAACUUCUACUCAUGCGCGCUGAACUCGACUUCCAGUCAGCGGCGCAUGUCGAUCCCACCAACCGCGAGGCGCAGGCGCAGUUGCGACGGAGAAGACUGCUUCCUCCAGCUGACGCACCUGCUUCGCAACGCACACCUCCUGAGGUUUGGGAUCGCAUCGCCUCCUUCAUACCGCGAUACUUUCUACGAGCAUGGCUAUCGGUCUCUUCCUUUCAUCGAGACAUCGCAUCGCGGCAUAUCUUCUCGACCGUCGACCUCUUCGUGAGCGAAGACCCGGAGAACUUACAUCGCACGAUGGACUUCCUCGAUCGUGUGAAGGCGGACAUGACCUUUGCAAAGCGUAUCCGGUGUUUACGUCUACACUGGGCGCACGAGAGCGACGAGAUGCUCGACCUCGUGAGUCGGAUCUUUAUGACAGCGCUCCCCGAAUUCAGCGCGCUUCGCGAGUUCGAGUGGAUCGGGUAUCCUGAGUUACAGGCGGAGAUGGUCACCGCGCUCCUCACCAGCCAUCCGUGUCUUACCGCUGUUGGCCUCAUAGGCUGGCAUUUCGAUGCCAUCGGGAUAUCAAACUUUGGGGCUCUACGCCGCUUCACUCUUCGCGCGGAGGAUGACGAUGGUCUCGCAGACAUGGGAGAGAUCCGCGCGGUACUGGACGCUAAUGUACAUACGCUCACACACCUUACGCUUGGCGCCCAUUUGGGACGCCCACACAGCUGGGACUCUGCCUUUGGCUCACCAACGAUUGGCUCCCUCACCCGACUUGAGCUCGUGGAUACCCGUAUCAGCCAUGGCGUACUUGCACGCAUCGCACAUGCUCAUCGCCUCGUCGAACUCACGCUUCACGGAACAUUAGCGUCACCUGGGCCUGCCACGGUGGUCUUCGGGAGCGAUCACGUCCUCGAAGGAGUGCAUACAUUUCUCCCGCGCCUGCAAAGCUUUCGAUUCGUGGUCGCGGGCCACGAUGACGACGCUGCCUUGUAUGGAGCAGUCGUACAGUUUCUGCGUCGGCGGGAGCGCCUGCGGCGACUUGAUUUGGGCAAUUGUCCUUGGGACCUUGUCCUAGCCUUGCUUCCUGAGAUGGUUGGACUACGCGUAUUCAGGACAAGGAUUGCGUUGCUUUCAGAAGAAGCGAUUGUACUGCUCGCAGCCGCGUUACCUCGGGACGUCAUCGCGAUACAUGUCUCCUGUGUCGUGUCAUCAAAUCCUAUGGAAUCGUUCGCAUGUAAAUUAGCGCGCUUCCCUGCCCUUUCGAUGCUCCACCUACGCGCCGCCGCCCAACGCCGCCCGCAAGCAGCCGCUAUGUCCGAUCGUGAAUUCAUGACCCAAACGGCACAAUGGCUCGGUGCUGUCCGAGAGAUGGCUCACGCUAUUCCUAGCGUGGAUUAUCUCGGCUGGCACGGCGAGCACUUUGUUGUCAAUCGCUCUAGCAAAGGCGAAGGAGAGCUGGAGAUCAAGGAGUUGCCCGUGCGCCGGAGAUUGGAUUGUGGCAAAGGUGUAGACCUUGGGAGCGAUGACGCGAAUUGGUUGGAACGGAAAGACGUACCCAUUGACUAUGAAGUGUCCGGUCUCGAUGCAUGA